This is a messenger RNA of Hibiscus syriacus, 1323 nucleotides long. Its product is annotated as zinc finger CCCH domain-containing protein 2-like. Gene Ontology annotation, molecular function: metal ion binding. NCBI's taxonomy places the organism in Eukaryota, Viridiplantae, Streptophyta, Magnoliopsida, Malvales, Malvaceae. The record is from RefSeq and is a predicted model, not a curated record. Bases 217 to 1266 code for a protein of 349 amino acids. The transcript has a single exon.
AUAUGGCUUUUUGCAUGUUCAUCCCUAAUGCUAUGCAGCCACGCAGCUAUUUGCCCAUACCUUGUCACCUUCUCUUUCUCCCCACUUAAAGCCACUCGGCCCCUAUAUAUCUAUGCCACCCCUUUUGUUCCAUCAUCGCUCAACUUCAUGCUCUCUCUUUCCCACAUCGAGACCUAAAACCAAUAUUCCUUUCUUCUUCCCUAUUCAUUCUGAAAUAUGAGCACCGCUUGUGCUGAGCAACAACUCAAGUUCCUGGCUUCUAACAAUGUGCUGCCCAUGAAAGAUAUCGAGAUUCCUCCGAGGAAACUCCUCCUUCCACACAAUCAUACCGCCAUGCAACUUUCUCCCUAUGAGGCUGCAAUCGAGAAGUAUCUUCUUUCCAACAAGAAUGUCGAUGAAGAUGAAGAAAAUGACGGUGAUCCCUAUGCUGCUGACCAUUUCCGCAUGUAUGAGUUCAAGGUGAGGAGAUGCACUAGGAGCAGGAGCCACGAUUGGACUGACUGCCCCUUCGCUCAUCCCGGAGAGAAGGCUCGCCGCCGCGAUCCUCUUCGUUACCGUUACUCCUCCACCGUCUGCUCCGACUUCCGUCGCGAAGACGGAUGUCCUCGUGGGGAUGAUUGUGAUUUCGCGCAUGGGGUGUUCGAGUGCUGGCUACACCCUACCCGCUACAGAACUGAGGCUUGUAAGGAUGGCAAUAACUGCAAGCGCAAGGUUUGCUUUUUCGCUCACUCUUCUCGCGAGCUACGUCUCUUGCCAGCUGAGGGAUCUCCAAAGUACAAGAAAUCAGCCUCUUGCAGCUCUUCCCCGUUGAGCGGGAAUAACCAUUGCUGCUUGUUUUGCCACUCUGCUACUUCCUCUCCCACUAGCACGCUCAUGGGUUGGUCUCAUUUAUCGAGAUCGCCAUCUUUGUCACCGCCAUUGUCUCCUGUGAAGCAGCGGACAUCUUUAAAUGGGUUUUCACCCAUCUCUAGGUACAGUGAUCGCUUGAGUAAGCUUGGAACCGAAACGACGAGUUACCAGCAGCAAGUGCUUAACGAGCUGAUGAGCUCUUUGGAGAACAUGAAUUUCUGUGAAGCCUCUUCACCUAUUGCCGCAGGCGGGAACAACAACUCGACUACAGCAGACUUUCCCUGGUCUUCCCCUUUCACCGGAGAACAUUUUGGUGCAACCUCGAAGUCUUUCGGUGGUGAUGAGAGGAGCAAUGAAAACGUCGUGGGCUGUGAUUCUGAUCCCGAUCUUGGGUGGGUGAAUGAACUGUUGAUGUAGAUAGGAGGAUGAAGACGAACAACAACAGGAGAGAAUUGCAUGUGUGAAUACAGUGAU